Molecule: messenger RNA, 4863 nt
Organism: Neurospora hispaniola
Lineage: Eukaryota; Fungi; Ascomycota; Sordariomycetes; Sordariales; Sordariaceae
Exons: 2
Coding region: 1-4863 (1620 amino acids)
Source: RefSeq, a predicted model, not a curated record
AUGAUGGACCCUUUCACCGCCCUAGGCCUGGCAUCGGCCGUCCUUCAGUUCGUUGACUUUGGAUCGACCGUGUACGGGGAGUACAAGAGGCUUCGGAACGGCAGCCUGUAUGGCAACAAUGCUCGUGCCCUUCCCAAAUCGUUAGAAGCUGCACUCAAUGAUCUCACCAAUGUAAAUCGCAUCUUGAAAUCCACGCCAAGGCUAUACAAUCCAUCGGAAACAGAUAAUAUCCUAAUACAGCAUGAAGAAGCCAUCAACUUUCUCCUCGACGAAGCCACUGACAUAGCCGAAGACUUCCUGAACCGAUUACAGUGUGACCCGAACCGCUCCAGGUGGAACACCCUAGCGGAGGCCAUCAACUCCAUCAGGACGGAAAGUGAGCUGGACAGGUUCAAGGAGAAGCUCGACGGGUUCAAGCGGGACUUGGGCAUCCACGUGCUCGCCAUGGUGAACGCUAAAGUGGACCAUUACGGCAUGCAACACCAGUACGACCUUGCCCAGCAACGAGAGGAGAUCAUUCAGCUUCGACAGGACAUUCACUGCCUGAAGGAGAACAUCGUCAAGAUUGUAGCCUUCAACCAGAGCGGGAUCAAGUCGGGGAGUAGCACGCCAAUCUUUGAUCAGCAUGCAAGAUUGGCAGCCGAGGCGAAGCAGAGCGGUGGCCCGAGCCCGGUGAUUGUAGCUGCCAUGGUCACAUUAGCAAGUGGUGAGACGAGGUUCAUCCAUCCCAGUGGAAACGGAAAGGCCAUGGGAUUGGGCAUGGGGAUUAUGAGCGGCAGCGGCAACCAGUACCAACAAAUCGGGCAUUUCAGCCAGCGAUCGGGAUCGGAUUUCUUCCAAGACGGCAAAUUCGACACCGUAAUGCGACUUCACUCCGAUCCCGGGCUUAUGGGUCAACCGGCAGGAGCAGAAAUGGAAUACGUCCCCAGCAAAGACUUUGCGACCCUUAACAGAGCCGUCCUGGACAUGCUGCACUUCCGGCAAAUCACCGACCGAUUUGAGUCCGUCAAGACGCCCUACGAGAGCACCUUUUCCUGGGUAUUCGCCAACCCCAACAACCCCAACACCUUUGACAACAUUUGUAGGCCCUGGUCAAAUUUGUCAGCUUUUCUCGAAAGCAAAGAUGAAAAGGACAAGUGCUACUGGAUCAGAGGCAAAGCCGGCUCAGGCAAGUCGACGCUCAUGAAGUACAUCAUCAGUGACCGCCGCUUGCGACACCAUCUGCAACGAUGGGCGGGGCCAUCCGACGACUUGAUCUUUGCCAACUUCUUCUCCUGGCACUUGGGAGCAGACGACCAGCGGCUCAUCUCAGGCCUUAUGCGGUCGCUUCUCUAUCAAGUGUUCUGUGCCAGGCCAGAUCUAAUACCCACCAUCAUGCCCGAGAUGUGUCUUGAGGCUGCCAAGAGCCGCAACGGCCAGCUGGAAACACCAUCGGGCACGGAGCUGAGGAUAUGGUUCGAGCGGUUGCUGCACGCCACGGCGACGAAUGUCGGAAACUUCCGCCUGUUUAUUGCCAUUGACGGGAUUGAUGAAUUCCAGGGCGAUCCGGAGGAGCUACUCUACUUGAUCCGCAACACAAAGGGGGACAGAGUCAAGUACCUCGUCUCGAGCAGGCCGAUGCAAGCGUGCACCAAGGCUCUUGGGUCCUUUCCGAGUCUGAGGCUGCAGGACCUGACAGAGGAUGAUAUCCGACGGUACACUGAGGCGAUGCUGGGCGAGCAACUGCGCGACAGGGGCGGAGACGACUGGUUUAGGCUGGUGAACGAGAUUGUCAAGCGCUCCGAGGGCGUGUUCUUGUGGGUGGCGCUGGUGAUACGGUCGCUGCAGAAAGGGUUGCAGAAUCAUGAUACCCUGAAGGAGAUGCGGAAGAGGCUGGAUCAGCUGCCGAGCGAUAUCGAGAAGCUGUAUGGCCACAUGUUGAAAAAGAUACCACCAGAUUACAAGAAGAACGCGGCCAAGCUGUUCCGGAUCGUCAUGGCGAGCAUCGACAUUGAGCAGCAAAUCCGGGAGCACCCGAUUCUCGCGAUCCAGCUGUCGUUGGCCGAAGGCGUAUGGGACGAGGUCAAGCUGAUCCCGGAAGGAUCCCUCACCUGGGACCUGGAAGAGGUGAGAGUGCGCGACAUUGAAGCGAGAGUGAGCAGUCGGUGUCUGGGGCUGUUGGAAGUGCACACACGCAGGGACGACAAGACUCACAAACCCUACAUCGACUUUAUUCACCGCACCGCCGUCGACUUUCUGCGCGAUUCCCAGGUCGCAAUUGACUUCCUUUACGGCACUCUCAGUUCUGACUUCAACCCCCAAGCCUAUCUCGUCCGAUCUUGCUUGACCAUGGCCAGAAUCAUGCCCACCACCACGCUCUUCGAUGGCGACGUUGUCUGGGACAGCAUGCGCACCUGUCUCGAAUACGCCCGCAUAGCCGAGUACAAGAAACGGCCUGUCUUUGACGGUUAUUUGGACCGACUCGACCAGGCCAUGAGUCGGCACUGGUUCGCGGCCCUCUCCUCCACCGCGCCCUACAGCUCCUCGGUCGACAUCCAUCGCCUUCACCACUGGGCGCAAAAAGCGUCCUGGUUCUGGACCGGCCCCAAAGACGUCGACAUGGCCCGCGUCCAAGCCGAGUUCAACCAGUUCUGCUACCCUUCGCUUUACGUCAACAACGACCCAACGUCUAGCACCCUGGACGAAGAAAACCAGCGCCUCCUCCGCGAGAUCGACCUCGGUUUCCUGGUGGUGGCAGUCAUGUACUCCCUGCCCACGUACCUCCGCACUUGUCUCCACCGCCUCAAAGAAACCGAAGAGGAAAUUGAAGCGACCAUGAAGCGCAAAUCCACCCGCAAGACGCUCAUCAACAAGAUCGACAAGAUCAAGGGUGGGAAGCAGACCUAUGUCCCGCCCAAGGUCGCACACACGGCUACCAGGCUGCUGUUUCUCUGGGCGCAGCUCACGGCUGCUAGUAGCAACUUUUGCAUCGUGCCCUGGACCAAGCCGCAUGCGCGCGUGUGUCGGACGCUGCUGGAGUUUGGCGCGAACCCCAUGUGCGAGUUUACUUAUUCGAUAAGCGGCAAGCUGUCGGCGCACAGAAACGCGUGGGAGCUGACGAGCCAGGCGAUUCUGGUCUUGGUGCACCCAGCUUUGAGGAAGAAGAACUUGACGGAGCUGCUGCCGAAUCAGAAGGUGAGAGCGGUGCUGUGGAUUACCAACUUUUUCGUUAAGAACGGGGCCGAUAGGGGAAGUAAGGUGCCGAGCGUGCUGCUACACGGUGCCGGCAUGAAGAAUCUCGUGUUGGAAUGCCCUGGCCGAGCGAAGGACGAGGAGGCGACGCUGCUGGAGUGGUUGGAGCCGUACGCCAAGGGCCCCGCGACGAACGAGGUGGGCAAGAAGUUGGGCAUGAUUAUGCGCAAGACGCACAGGGUGCUCAAGGGCGUGCACAAGACGAAGGGGUGGAGGAGGAGAAAGAGCCGCAGGCCGAAUGGAGAGGGGGGAGACGACUUUGAAGAGGAUAGUGAUGAUUACGGGAGCGAGGAUGAUGACGAUUAUGAUGACGAUAGCGAUGACGAUGGGCGGUCGGUCAUCAUGCCGGCGAGUAGGGAUCGAGGCGAGCAGAUGAUCAUCAGGAAGCCGCUACGGAGAGCAGGGUCCGGGGACACGUUGCUGGAGGACGCGAUGGACGAUAAGCCGUUGCCGCCGAUUCCCCGGGAGAACUCGAUUCUCAGUACGCAGCCGAGUUUGGGCGAGAUUGUUGAUGAGGAUUACAGCAGGGCGAAGACGCCGGUUAUGCAUCAUCAGGCAUUGCCCGACACCCCUCCGCCGUCGGCACCGGAUGAGAUUUUCUUCCUUCCCACAGCAUCCUUUGUCGAUCUACCCAACUCGACGCCCCCCAGCCCAACCGGGACCAUCUCACCGAUUCUGCCCCGGCCCGAACCCGAGCCAGAGGUGGCACCGACCCCUCCUCCACGCCCACAUGAACCGACGCCCGAAAUGCAACCAACCCCUCGCUUCCCCGACCUCCCUCGCAUGCCCCUCUCACCACUAUCGCAACGCUUCCCCCUCUCACCACUCUCCCAACGCUUUCCCCUCUCCCCUGUAUCCCCCCGCAUGCCACUCUCUCCCCUUUCCCCACGAACGCCCGUCGCCCCGUCCCCCGCCGACUUCCUCUUCCCGGCCGCCUUCCGCGCCGUCGCCCACCACCGUCGCCAAACCGAGCCCUUCCCCGGCCUCGGCAUCAACCCUUCCCAAGCGACCCUCGUCGACCCCAACUCGGACGACGUCGAAGACCUCUACCCCGACGUCAACCCGUACAACCGCGCACCACCUUCCCCUUCGCUCUCCCGACGCUCCUCCACCGAAACCCUCGUCGAGCCCAAAGCGCCGCAUUACACGCGCGAAUCGCUCAAGAAGCCCGACAUGGAACGCCCCGUGCACCCGCUCGAGCUCGCAAUGCAAAGCGGCGACCUCUCCGACGAUUCCGAUUCCGACUCAGAAGCCGAGACGGUCCGCGGCCGCCAACGGCCCGGGAGACGCGAUCGGUCGAAUACCAUGACGACCAGCACGACGAGCGCAACGACGAGCACGACUGCCACAACAAGCACGACCACGGGUAACAGACAUCGCGAGGCGCGGGAGCUGAAGCGCCAGAAGCAAAAAGAGGAUAAAGAAAGGCGCGAAAGGGAGGCGAGUCGGGCGGCAAGAAAGUUGCCCGAGCCCAAGAGCGGGAAGCAGGGGUAUGCAAAGUAUUUGGGCCAGACGGGGGCCAAGGCGGCGGCGGUGGUGCCGCAGAAGUUGUUCAACCUGGCGUUUUGGGUGGGCGAUUGGUGCAAGAGGGCGUAUGGACGGUGUUCGUGGGUGGUCAAGAUUCGGUGGUAG